This is a messenger RNA of Argiope bruennichi, 3456 nucleotides long. Its product is annotated as ionotropic receptor 93a-like. Gene Ontology annotation, cellular component: membrane. Gene Ontology annotation, molecular function: glutamate-gated receptor activity. The record is from RefSeq and is a predicted model, not a curated record. Gene Ontology annotation, biological process: monoatomic ion transport. The coding region runs from base 164 to 3202 and encodes 1012 amino acids. The transcript is spliced from 15 exons. Lineage: Eukaryota; Metazoa; Arthropoda; Arachnida; Araneae; Araneidae.
ACUUGAUCAUUUCUGACUCUAAUUUUGUGGUCAAAUUCUCAAGAGACAACUUAUCUGGGCAAAUUUUUUUAAGAGGUCAAAAACAUUAAAAUCAAAUGACAAUGGUAUUAAUAUUUAAUUUAUUUAGUUUCAGAUUAGGACAAUAUAUUUCAGGAAAAAAGUCAUGAAUGUUUCGAAUUUUUUAAUAUUUUUUUCAAUUACGUUUUUACGAUUUAUUUUGUCUUCAUCAGAAAGUAUCAAAAUUGCUCCUAUUGUAGAACCGUUUGUUGCUCAAGCGGGAACGGAUGAUACGUGGGGCAAAAUUGUCGGUAUGGCAGGAACACUGCAAGGCAUCUUGGGAAGUAGCGCUGAAUUUUCAUUCACGGACAAACUGAAGUACUCUAACUUAGGACAAUUACUGAUGUUCUACACACAAAAAGUUGAGGAGAUAUCAGGCAUUGUGAGUGUUGUCAAGUGUUCUACAUACUUAGAUGAUCUAGAAGUAAUGAAGACCAACUUUUCAACUACGAUGUCCAUGAUUAUUUUAGAAAGAGGCUGUCCUAGACCAACACCGAAUGUAGGAUUCGGGAUCCCUUAUCUCAAAGAUAUGCACGAUAUUGUCCCUUUUAUAGUAGAUAUUAGAAGUGAUAACAGACUUUUAGAUAAAUGGGACGAUAUUGUCAUUUUACAUGAUAAUACUGUAGAUCUGAAUUCCUUGGAGACAAUUGUCGUCAUGCUUCAAACAAUGGAUGUUCGAAAACGCUCAACUACCAUAACAAUUUAUAAUGUUUGCCAAGUUGGCAACUGUGAAGAUAUGACAUUCACCAUCCACGAAUCAUUGCUUCCAUAUUCUAUUUUAGAUUUUCCGAAACAUUUCUUGAUUCUUUCUACUGGAAAAGCUUUUCGAAAAGUAAUCGACCAGGCGAAAAAACUGCGGAUGCUGGACGGUGAUCGUCAGUGGCUGUAUGUAGCUACUGAACAUCUUGUUGACUCGGAUGUGACAAUUGCAGCCAACAGCCUACCGCCAGAGGCUAAUGUAGCUCUAGUGUAUCCAGACAGUCCUAACCCAGAGGAAGAAUGUUUAGGACCUCGUGGUUGUCAGACUGAGGUAGCAUUAAAAACUUAUGCAAGCAGUGUACGUGAUUUAAUAGAAAAAGGAACGUAUAUCAUUAAUUCUACAGAAAACAGAGCGAUGACAAAAAAUAAGUUGCGCAGCUACAUGCUGGAUUAUUUUAGAAAAGAAACCACUUGUGGUGGUUGCUUGAAUUUGGUGUUAAAAACAACCGCUUACCUUCAGGGUGACAAAAAAGUAGCCGACACUGUAGAUGAUUAUGAAACAGUUGGUAAUUGGAACCUUUUCGGUGGACUUCAACUACAUGGUCCCUUAUAUCCAAAAACGACGGGAAAUUUUCGAAGCAGGAAAAUUUAUAUUGGCAUAACAACAGGAGCUCCUUGCGCUGUCAUUACUACGGAUCCCGAUGGUAAACGCCAUUACAGGGGUUUAGCUGUGGAUUUUGUUCAAGCUAUUUCAAAGGAAAUGAAUUUCACGUAUGAGUUCCUAGUACCAGCUGAUAACCAAGCGGGGAGAAAAUUACCUCAUGGUGAAUGGUCUGGAAUGAUUGGACAGAUAGUUAGAGGGGAAGUUGAAUUUGCGGCGCAGUGUUUCUAUUUAACUCCCGAUCGAAUAGAAGUAGUCAACUUCACAACGUCUUUAGAUGAGUUAUCUUAUGCGCUGAUGACGAAAAGACCUCAACAGGAGCAUAAGUAUUUAUUUCUGGCACCUUUCACAUCAGAGACAUGGAUCUGCGUAUUCGUCACAGUGGCACUCAUUGGACCCAUUUUAUAUUUAGUUCACAGAGGAAGCUAUUACUAUCAAUACUACGAUUUAGUAAAUAAUAAAGGCUUAUUCAGGCUCUCCAAUUGUGCUUGGUACACUUUUGGAGCAAUUGUUCAACAAGGUGGUGUUCACUUACCUCAAGCGAUUUCAGGUAGAAUCCUAGUCGCUUUCUGGUGGCUUUUUGUGAUUGUCACGGUAGCCACAUACAGUGGUAAUCUUGUUGCUGUACUGACUUUCCCAAAGAUAAGAAAUCCAAUAAAUAGUUUUGAAGAUAUUCUUAAGAAUAAAGAUAAAAUAAAAUGGGGUGUUUAUGAAGGUGAAGGCCUCACUGAGCAAAUAAAAGGUUCCACGUCGGAAACUUUCGAUGGAAUCAGUCGAGGUUUGACAUUUUAUGACCGAAAUGAUGAAGCAAGAAUGCUGAGGGAAGUCGAGGAAGGUAAACUGGUAUUCAUUGCACCCAAGUUUGAAAUAUUCGAAAUUAUGGGAAAAGCGUACAAUGCUACAAGUUCUUGCGCCUAUUCAGUUGGUACAGCGGACGUGUAUUCAGAAAGUGUUUCGAUAGCUGUUCGUCAAAAUUGGCCGUAUCUACCAUAUGUGAAUAAAGAGAUCGCACGUCUGUUUGAAAGCGGAUUGUUCUUGAAGUGGAAAAGAGAUGCUUUACCGCCGGACAACGAGUGCACUACAUCCUCCAAACCUCAGGCUGGAGAUACCAGGAAGAUAAACCUUUCCCAAAUGGUUGGGUCAUUCUAUAUUUUGCUAUUUGGCAUUUGUGGAGCCCUUUUGGCCCUCUGCUCAGAAUAUGGUUACCUGAUUACCAAAAAUAAAGGAAUACCACCCACUCUGCCAUGCUCCAGAUUCUGUUCUCUUAAUAGAAAUUCUCAGAAAUUUAAAAACCAAAAGCAGUUUAUGCAGACUAAAAUGUACCCAGGUCUUCAUGAUGGCAACAAGAUAAAAAAGGGACAUCGAUCUAAAAAGAACGGACAUUCCAAAACGAUAAAUGGAAAGAUUAAUAAAGGUUUCUUACACGAAGAAUGGGAAAAUAAUCGAAAUUUAGGUCUUACUGAUGCUUAUAUCGGAUUCGAUGAAUACGGUCGAAGAGACAUAUAUUCUAAUUUUGACAAAAAUAAACAAUCGAAAACUAAGUUUGAGUCUACCUUUUCCUCACCUAAGCGUUUUGCAAUUAAGAGAAGCUACGACAACCCUCAGCAUGGUAAGCAGCUCAGAGAAAAGACGGACGUAAUCAGUGAUAUCACCUCUGGAGCCGAGGAAUCUGAUCACCAUUCAAUGGAUUCCGUUGGUGAUUAUAGCCCAACUUCAAACGGGCGAAGAUAUCCGAAAAGGGAUUCUUAUUUUACAUAUGGAAAUAGUGAUUUUCGCAGAUAUUAAUUUAGUCUAGAAUGCAAAGAAUCCAUACAUGUGGCAGAAUGAAAUGCUGUAUGGUAUUACACAAUGGAUCCACAAUUUUUUUAAAAAUUUGCUAAUUGUCACAAGAGCUUCUGAAUAAAGCGUUUAAAACAGAAUAUUAUUUGCUUUACAUUAAAUGUAUAAGCGCUUAAGACUGGAAAUUUUCAAGAAGUUUUCAUUCUUACAACAGUGCACGGAUUGUGUAUUUUGUAUGAAUAAAUAUUUAGUACGAUUGA